Molecule: messenger RNA, 1487 nt
Organism: Arabidopsis thaliana (thale cress)
Lineage: Eukaryota; Viridiplantae; Streptophyta; Magnoliopsida; Brassicales; Brassicaceae
Product: WD-40 repeat family protein / zfwd4 protein (ZFWD4)
Exons: 1
Coding region: 121-1380 (419 amino acids)
Molecular function (GO): metal ion binding
Source: RefSeq, marked reviewed
GUUCUUUACUCCGUCUCAAAAUUUCCUUUUUUUGUUGGCUCUCUCCGAACGAGUUGGAGAAAUCGUUAACCCUAAUCGAAGAUCUAGAUUCCUCUACAUACGUUUGAUCUCUCUCUCAGUAUGGAUUACAAAGCGCCAAGGAGAUACUACUCACACGGAGUUGUUGCGAGACAGCAAGAUUUCGCAACAGAUAUAGUUACGAGAAGAAGACCUUAUGUCCCUUACGACCGUCCAAAUAAGUUUUCAAGGAGUCUGGUUUGGACGUCAAAAGAGUACAAAUCACCCGAGGGCAAUAAUAUGCCAAGGACCAAUGAUGUGUCACCGAAACCACCAGUUUUAGGUUUGGCGAGGAAGAAUGCUGCUUGUGGGCCAAUGAGAUCUUCUAGUCUCAGAAAAUGGGUAUGUAAGUAUUGGAAAGAUGGAAAGUGCAAGAGGGGUGAGCAGUGCCAGUUCUUACACUCUUGGUCUUGUUUCCCUGGAUUGGCCAUGGUAGCUUCUCUUGAAGGGCACAAUAAGGAACUAAAGGGGAUCGCUCUCCCUGAGGGUUCAGAUAAACUCUUUUCAGUCAGUAUUGAUGGUACAUUGCGAGUUUGGGACUGCAAUUCUGGUCAGUGUGUACAUUCCAUCAACCUUGACGCAGAAGCAGGGUCUCUAAUCAGUGAAGGCCCUUGGGUUUUCCUUGGCUUGCCAAACGCUAUAAAGGCUUUUAACGUUCAAACCAGUCAAGAUUUGCAUCUUCAAGCAGCAGGGGUGGUUGGUCAGGUGAAUGCAAUGACUAUUGCAAACGGAAUGCUUUUUGCUGGAACAAGUUCUGGUAGUAUCUUAGUCUGGAAAGCUACUACAGACUCUGAGUCUGAUCCAUUCAAAUACUUGACAUCUCUUGAGGGACAUAGUGGUGAAGUCACUUGUUUUGCUGUUGGAGGUCAAAUGCUAUACUCUGGUUCUGUCGAUAAAACAAUCAAGAUGUGGGAUCUCAACACCCUGCAAUGUAUAAUGACCCUGAAGCAACAUACCGGCACUGUCACUUCACUCUUAUGUUGGGAUAAAUGUUUGAUAUCGUCUUCCUUGGAUGGGACCAUAAAAGUUUGGGCUUAUUCUGAAAACGGAAUCUUGAAAGUUGUUCAAACUCGCAGACAAGAACAGAGUAGUGUUCAUGCUCUUUCUGGUAUGCAUGAUGCAGAAGCCAAACCGAUAAUAUUCUGCUCUUACCAAAACGGAACCGUUGGCAUUUUCGACCUACCAUCUUUUCAAGAAAGAGGAAGGAUGUUCUCUACGCACACGAUCGCCACACUCACAAUUGGUCCUCAAGGAUUGUUAUUCAGUGGAGACGAGAGUGGUAACUUGCGUGUAUGGACCUUAGCUGCUGGCAACAAAGUUUAGUCUUUUCGACUAAAGAAUUCUGAUUUAAUUUUGUGGUUUAUAUGUUGAGUUAACUGUUAAGAGAGUUUUAUUUUGUAAUAGGUGUAUCAGUCAAUAAACAAUCUUUG